AUGAUCGAACAAUCCGCUGCCAUUAAGGCAAUGCAACAUUGCAUCACAGACAUCAGAAAAUGGAUGCUAGCAGACAAACUGAAGCUAAAUGAUGAUAAAACGGAGUUCAUCAUUAUCGGAACAAGGCAACAGUUGGCAAAAGUAAGUGUUGAUUCACUAUGCAUCGGAGACGAAAUUAUCAAACCAUCUAGCGUAGUAAAGAAUCUCGGCUCCUGGUUCGAUACGCAACUGAAAAUGGGCUUACACACAUCAAUAAAUGCUGUAAAGCAGCAUUUUUCCAUCUAUUUAAUAUCAGACGUAUUAGGAAAUUUCUCAGCUUUGAUACUACACAAAUUCUUAUCAACGCUUUGUUACAAGUCGACUUGACUAUUGUAACAGUCUCUUGUAUGGUCUGCCCGCCAAUCCGAUUUACAAACUCCAACGAGUACAUAACUCCGCAGCAAGACUGAUUUGCAAUAUUAAUUGGUUUGAUCACAUCACCUCUGCGCUGUAUAAGCUACAUUGGCUGCAGAUACAGAAUUAACUUUAAAAUAUUACUUAUCACUUAUAAGGCAAUUGAUGGUCUCGCUCCUGAAUAUAUUUCUGAACUCACCAAAUUCAAGGCUGCAUCCAGAUACAAUCUACGAUCAUCAACUGAACUGUUGCUUGAGAAACCGGGAACAAAAACAUUAACCACUUUGGGCGACCGAUCCUUCCAAGUGGCUGCACUUACGCUGUGGAACAACCUCCCAGCGGAAAUUCGUAACGCCUGCAAUGUUGCAAGCCAAGGAAAAAAACAUAGCAGCCAAACACCAUGACUGUCGAAAAUAUCAUUCAGCAUCAUCUAAAGCAAUGGAGCCUGAUUCAGCUGUAGAAAUGUUUAACAAUGCUCUAAACGACAAUGUAAAAUUUACUUCUUACAUUGGUGAUGAUGAUUCCACCACUGAAGCCCACAUUCGGCAGAAUGUUUCGUAUAGUGUUGAGAAACUGAGUGAUGUUGUGCACACAAAAAGAUCACCACCUGGUGUCAUUACAUAUGGUAAAGAUCUAUAUGGCGAAGAUUUGAAAGCUACCCUACAACAAAUAUUUAAUGAAUACAGUACUAAUGUUGUAGCUGAAAAGUUAUGCCCCCUCAACUGA
Molecule: messenger RNA, 1119 nt
Organism: Paramuricea clavata
Lineage: Eukaryota; Metazoa; Cnidaria; Anthozoa; Malacalcyonacea; Plexauridae
Source: the annotation of a GenBank genome assembly